Molecule: messenger RNA, 1587 nt
Organism: Candidula unifasciata
Lineage: Eukaryota; Metazoa; Mollusca; Gastropoda; Stylommatophora; Geomitridae
Source: the annotation of a GenBank genome assembly
AUGAAUAAACGGAAACUGAAUGAGGUGAAGGAAGCUGAAUUUGAAGAAUCGAACCUGGCGGAUCAGAACAAGAUGGAAGCCGAGGAAGACGAAGCUAAACUGACAGUUCCAGAUGGAGGAUACGGCUGGUUUGUGGUAUUCGGAUGCUUCCUCCUUCAUGUGGUCACCGGAGGAAUUGAAAGAAGCGAUGGGGUCUUCUUCCUACAGCUGACGUCACGGUUCGGUCAAAGCGCCCAGUUGACCUCAUGGCCCGGUGCGAUUAUGUCUACGCUGAACUUAUGCCUGGGUCCUAUCGCUGGAGCCAUUUGCAAUCGGCACAGCGUCAGAACGUCUGUAAUGAUCGGUGGCCUCCUUAUGGCUACAGGCUGUAUCCUCAAUGGCUUCGCCAGCAACUUCUACUUCCUCUUCUUCUCGCAUUCCUUGUUGGUCGGAGCUGGAAGAGGUCUAAGUUAUGCUCCUUCACUGAUAAUAGUGGCAAUGUACUUUGACAAACGCCGAGCAUUAGCUACGGGAAUUGGCACAUCCGGUGUGGGCAUAGGUACUUUUCUUUUAGUUCCCAUAGCUCAAUUUCUCUUCGAUAAUUACGGAUUUCAAGGUGCUUUUCUUAUCUUCGGUGGAAUCGCUUUGAAUACUAAUGUAGCCGCCAUGGUGUAUCGACCUUUGAGUAUGCACUACCGGUUCAUGAAAAGGUCGAGGACGCGUAUAUACAGUGUCGAUCAUGUAGACGCUGCGGAAGCCAUUGUUGCCUCGGAAACGAUUUCUGAAAUUGGAAGUCUCUGGUCAUUACAGACCAAUCCCGUAGAAAUACGCCGGACACAAGAGAUUCGAAGUCUCACAAGCUCAAACGAUACAAACAUUAUUGCCACAGAUUUGGGAAAAGAGCCCUUCCUUGGCAAUAACUGGUGCACAACAGCUCUCAAAAUUUGUUUUCCAACAGAAGUUAAAAACAGCAAUGAUAAAAAGUCAAGAAAACUCUGCCAUUUUUAUCUGCUGAAGAAUUCAUCCUUCUUGUUCUACUGCUUAAGCAUGUGGGUAUUUUCAAUGGCGAUGAAGUCUGGAUACACAUUUAUUCCGGCUCUCGUCAACUCCAAAGGAAUCACGGAUUCUAAGGCGUCUUUGGUGUUGUCUAUAACAGGAGUUGUGGACUGCGUGUCAAGAAUUGGAGCAGGUUUCUUGCUAGACUUAAAACUACUCCGCCGGCAUCGACUUCUCAUCUACACGGCGGUUAUCCUGGCAUUAUCCUGUGUGGUUUUUAUACUGCCUUCCAUGGAUUCUUUUACCUCGUUCCUUGUCACGUGCUGCGUGUUUGGCUUUUUCACGGGAAUUUACGUCUCCCAGAAGUCUGUCAUCCUAGUGGACAUACUGGAUAUCCAACAUAUGACCAACUCUUUGGGGAUUCUGAUUUGUUUCCAAAGCUUCGGGACGCUCCUGGGGCCGCCGCUGUCUGGUGCCGUCAAGGAUUACUUCGGGACGUUUGCAGAGGCGUUUUAUUUGAAUGGUGGGUUUAUGGUGGCUGCUGGGGUGCUGAUGUUUGCUAGUAAUAUGUGUUUAGGGAUUCAAGGGCGGACACGAAAUUUGCGAGAAUAA